Cataglyphis hispanica is the source of this 1869-nucleotide messenger RNA. It is a transcript of the gene Hacl, whose product is annotated as 2-hydroxyacyl-CoA lyase 1. The record is from RefSeq and is a predicted model, not a curated record. Gene Ontology annotation, molecular function: catalytic activity; thiamine pyrophosphate binding; magnesium ion binding. The transcript is spliced from 12 exons. The coding region runs from base 117 to 1817 and encodes 566 amino acids. Gene Ontology annotation, biological process: fatty acid alpha-oxidation. NCBI's taxonomy places the organism in Eukaryota, Metazoa, Arthropoda, Insecta, Hymenoptera, Formicidae. Gene Ontology annotation, cellular component: peroxisome.
AGUACAACAGUCAGUUGCGAUUUGUGAACGAUAACGAGUGUUGAACGCUCUUGAUGCGCACUGUGCAAAAUAUUUAAAUUCUGCGUGUGCCCUUUAAAAAUCAAACGAACGUUAAGAUGAAAACCGGAAAUCAAAUCGUAGCGGAAGCCCUGAAGGAGCAGGGUUUGACUUAUGUCUUCGGUAUCAUGGGACAUCCUGUGAUUGAAUUGGCUAUAAGCAUGCAAGCCGUUGGUUUACAAUAUCUGGGUUUUAGGAACGAGCAAGCCGCUUGUUACGCAGCGCAGGCCUACGGAUAUUUAACGAAAAAACCCGCAAUAGUGUUAUGCGUCUCCGGUCCAGGUUUGUUGCAUGUUAUUGGAGGUAUGGCAAAUGCUCAAAUAAAUUGUUGGCCUGUGCUUGUGUUAGGAGGAUCUUGUCCGGAGGAUCACGAGGGAAUAGGUGGGUUUCAGGAAUGGCCACAGGUCGAAGCGAGUAGACCUUAUUGUAAAUAUGCGGCAAGACCACCAUCAGCCACACUAAUACCAAUGCAUGUUGAAAAAGCUGUACGACUCGCUACUUACGGCAGACCAGGCGCCGUUUAUCUCGAUUUACCUGCUACAUUAUUAACGCAAAAUGUGAACGAAAGCAAAAUAUUUAAGGCUUUACCUUGCUCGCCACCGCCGUUAUCCUAUCCCGAUACGAAAUUAAUCGAGCAAGCAGCGAAUUUAUUGAUAAAGGCGAAGAAGCCCUUGGUGAUAAUCGGCAAAGGUGCCGCUUACGCUCGAGCUGAAGGUCCAGUAAGAGAGUUUAUCUAUUCAACAAAUGUACCCUUUUUGCCAACACCGAUGGGAAAAGGCGUUGUACCGGAUACGGAUGAGCGUUGUGUCUCUAGUGCGCGAACACUCGCGUUGCUGCAUUCCGAUGUGAUUUUAUUGCUAGGCGCGAGAUUAAAUUGGAUGUUGCACUUUGGACGACCACCCAGAUUUCAAAGCAACGUCAAAGUCAUACAGAUCGAUUUGUGCGCCGAAGAGUUGCAUAAUUCGGUCCCGUCCGCCGUCGCCAUACAAUCGGAUAUUGCGCCCGCGACGGAAUAUUUGACGAACGUGUUGAAAAAUCGAAAAUGGCACGUCGAUCGAAACGAUUCGUGGUGGAAGGAUCUUGCGGCGAAAAUUGAAAAGAAUAAGCAAUUAGUUCACCGCAUGUCGUCGGAUACCAGUGUGCCUCUGAAUUACUAUACUGUUUUUAAACAUAUUCAAGAUGUCAUACCGAACGAUUGUAUUAUUUGUUCUGAGGGAGCUAAUACGAUGGAUAUCGGACGAACUAUUCUCUUGAAUGAUUUACCUCGUCACAGGUUGGACGCCGGUACAUUCGGUACUAUGGGCGUAGGGCUUGGAUUUGCGAUCGCGGCUGCCCUUUACUGCAAAGACAACGCGCCGAAAAAGAGAGUAAUCUGCGUGGAAGGAGACAGCGCUUUCGGAUUCUCCGGGAUGGAAGUUGAGACUAUGUUUCGAUAUAAAUUACCGGUGAUUAUUAUAAUCGUGAACAAUAACGGUAUAUACGGUGGUUUUGAUAAUGAAACCUUUAGACAAUUGCAGGCAUCUGGAGAGCCUACACAAGUGACACCUCCAUAUUCUUUGUCAGCUGAAACUCAUUAUGAGAAAUUGAUGGAAAUGUUUGGCAAAAAAGGACAUUUUUGCACUACUGUGGAUGAAAUUCAACAAGCAUUAAAGCUAUCUCUCAAGAUAAAAGAUAGUCCCAGUUUAAUAAAUAUUAUGAUCAAUCCGCAAGCAGAUCGCAAGCCACAACAAUUUACUUGGUUAACGGAAUCAAAAUUAUAAGUGUACAUUAUAUUAAGAUUGCAAAAUAUGUUACUAAAAAACAUAAUUCAUA